Molecule: messenger RNA, 6922 nt
Organism: Homo sapiens (human)
Lineage: Eukaryota; Metazoa; Chordata; Mammalia; Primates; Hominidae
Gene: LAIR1
Product: leukocyte associated immunoglobulin like receptor 1
Exons: 11
Coding region: 2196-3038 (280 amino acids)
Cellular component (GO): plasma membrane
Source: RefSeq, a predicted model, not a curated record
CUCUCUUCCUCUUUCCCCUCACUGGUAACAGAGCACUCCAAGGUUCUAGGGGAGGUUGGACCCCAAAGUUGGAAGAAUCUGGGCACCUGAGUCACCUGAUGGAGGAGCUCCAACUGCCAACCGGGGGCCCCCAUAUGGACGUGUCACCCAGUGAGAAGUGAGCCUUCCAUUGUGACAAACUGCAGGUAUUUCAAGGCUAAUUUGUUAAAAUCUACGGUUAAUAUGCUAUAUAUGACUUUUGAAUAGUCAGAGGUGUGCCCUCCACAUUAGACUGUGAGGUCCGUUGACUUGUGUGGCUCGUCUCUGACACAGACUCAAGCCCUUAAUAGGCGCCUGGAAACGUAUGUUUUCGUUCACACAAAAAGGAAGUUGACCAAGCCCCCUUGAUGAAGCCUCACUGGGGAGGUGGCCCAUCGAAGGUUGUAUAUUGUGAAUGGGGCGAAGGCAGCGUCGCCGUCUCCUUCAAGUCUGACCUCCAGGUUGGUGUUCAGAUUCCCCCUCCACACCCCACAGCCGUGGUUGCCCGUCUGGAUUUGGUGUUUGGGUCAGAGAUGACGUUCGGGCCGGGCGUAUGGAUGAUGAUGUCCAAGGAGACAGUUCUCUCCUUUACCCCAGUCACAGGAAGGAAGAACUAAGCCUCAUGGUGACUUCCUGGGAGAUACGUGGUAAGAAGCCACAAGACGGUUGGGACUGAGUCUCUGCGCACCGCAUCCUGAGCCUCUGCAUUCUGCACAGCGGGGCGGGCGCAGGCAGCACGGUGCCCCUUACCAUGCUUUCUUCCUGGACUUUCCCUUGACCAGUCUUGGCACGGCAGGCGAGGGAUUGAGGGAUUGGGGCUGGGAGGUGGGGAAGACAGCUCUCUCCCUGGGCCCAUGUCUGGUUAGAUCAAUGCUGUGGGAGCUUAGCGAUCGAAGAGGGAGCAGAGAUGACGGCGGGACGGCAUUGUCUGCCCAAGCCUCAGGCUUCGCAGCCCAGGCUGGGACCAAGAGCUUACAGACGUCAUCGAGUGCAGAUUUUGAGCGACGUACUGAGCAUUGUAAAUCCAGAUUUCUCUUCCAGAGCUGAGUCUGGGCCACAGGACCUGGACACAGGAGGGUCAGUCUUUCCGGUAAUGGUGAGGGUCUGUCUUCUUGGAGCAGCACAGCGGACUCCCACCAGGACAGUGGAUGCUGGGUACGGAAGGGCUGGGCUGAGGACAGUGGAUGCUGGGUACCGAAGGGCUGGGCUGAGGGGGUCACUUUGGCAGUGGUUCUGGAGUCUAAAUUUCUAAGGGCCUGGAACUCAGGAGACUCUAGAUGCUGAUUCUUUUCUGGAGAACUUCUCCAGAGUCACCAUCCUGGCUUGUGCAGACUCAACAUUCCACCUGAAGAGCUCUGGGAACCUCUGGGGCUGGGAGCCUUCUGGGCCUGAUGAGUUCUGUUGGGAUGGAGAAGAUGAUCUUGAAGUUAAAGAUUUCAGUGGGAGUCCAGGAAAACGUCGCAGCUGUCCAUCAUACCCACAACAGCAAACGACUCAGGACUUUGCCAAGGUCACUGCGGCAGCCAAAACCACAGCUGUGAUCUGGGGCCGGACUCAUACCCAGGGGUUGUCUGGGUUCAGGUUCUGCACCCCCGGUUCAGAGAAAGAGGAAACGGAGUGGGCCGUGUGGACCCCGUCCUUCAUCGAACUCCAGAACUAAGGGAACUGGGAGGGGAGAAGGCCGUCACCCUUGCACAGAGCUGCCUCCUUCAGUUCUAGUGGUUUCUACUCCUCUCUGCAGCCCCAUCCUGGGUAAAAUCGGAGACGUAUACAGGGCAGGGAGAAGCUGUUUAUUUCCGUGCCUGCGGCUGGAGCUUCUUAAGGAUUUGAGCUGUGAUGCUGGCACCUGGCAGACCACAUCCUGUGCGGUUUUCAGUUUUGCUCCGUUCCUGACCCUGGUAUAGCAGAAGCUUUUUCACAUCUAUGACACCCGCUAUGUCUUGGUAAACCCUGGAAGGGAAAGGAGGACAAGGUUAAAAUACUGUUCCGAGGACCUGGUCUCUCCACAGCGCAGGCUGGAGGUGGCAGCCCGUGGAAAGCCAAGUUCAUCCACCAUCGGAGCCCAGGCCAGGCUGCCAAGGCUAAUAUUCAGGACAAAGCCAGGCACAGGUCGGGAAUCCUAUGAAGAUGAUCAUCGUCCUGAGGUCUUCCUUCCAGGGUUGCAUCCGCGACAGAAGAUGGAAAGAGAAAUGGUGCUCUGCCUGGCCCAGACCAUCCACACGCAGGAGGAUCUGCCCAGACCCUCCAUCUCGGCUGAGCCAGGCACCGUGAUCCCCCUGGGGAGCCAUGUGACUUUCGUGUGCCGGGGCCCGGUUGGGGUUCAAACAUUCCGCCUGGAGAGGGACAGUAGAUCCACAUACAAUGAUACUGAAGAUGUGUCUCAAGCUAGUCCAUCUGAGUCAGAGGCCAGAUUCCGCAUUGACUCAGUAAGAGAAGGAAAUGCCGGGCUUUAUCGCUGCAUCUAUUAUAAGCCCCCUAAAUGGUCUGAGCAGAGUGACUACCUGGAGCUGCUGGUGAAAGAAAGCUCUGGAGGCCCGGACUCCCCGGACACAGAGCCCGGCUCCUCAGCUGGACCCACGCAGAGGCCGUCGGACAACAGUCACAAUGAGCAUGCACCUGCUUCCCAAGGCCUGAAAGCUGAGCAUCUGUAUAUUCUCAUCGGGGUCUCAGUGGUCUUCCUCUUCUGUCUCCUCCUCCUGGUCCUCUUCUGCCUCCAUCGCCAGAAUCAGAUAAAGCAGGGGCCCCCCAGAAGCAAGGACGAGGAGCAGAAGCCACAGCAGAGGCCUGACCUGGCUGUUGAUGUUCUAGAGAGGACAGCAGACAAGGCCACAGUCAAUGGACUUCCUGAGAAGGACAGAGAGACGGACACCUCGGCCCUGGCUGCAGGGAGUUCCCAGGAGGUGACGUAUGCUCAGCUGGACCACUGGGCCCUCACACAGAGGACAGCCCGGGCUGUGUCCCCACAGUCCACAAAGCCCAUGGCCGAGUCCAUCACGUAUGCAGCCGUUGCCAGACACUGACCCCAUACCCACCUGGCCUCUGCACCUGAGGGUAGAAAGUCACUCUAGGAAAAGCCUGAAGCAGCCAUUUGGAAGGCUUCCUGUUGGAUUCCUCUUCAUCUAGAAAGCCAGCCAGGCAGCUGUCCUGGAGACAAGAGCUGGAGACUGGAGGUUUCUAACCAGCAUCCAGAAGGUUCGUUAGCCAGGUGGUCCCUUCUACAAUCGAGCAGCUCCUUGGACAGACUGUUUCUCAGUUAUUUCCAGAGACCCAGCUACAGUUCCCUGGCUGUUUCUAGAGACCCAGCUUUAUUCACCUGACUGUUUCCAGAGACCCAGCUAAAGUCACCUGCCUGUUCUAAAGGCCCAGCUACAGCCAAUCAGCCGAUUUCCUGAGCAGUGAUGCCACCUCCAAGCUUGUCCUAGGUGUCUGCUGUGAACCUCCAGUGACCCCAGAGACUUUGCUGUAAUUAUCUGCCCUGCUGACCCUAAAGACCUUCCUAGAAGUCAAGAGCUAGCCUUGAGACUGUGCUAUACACACACAGCUGAGAGCCAAGCCCAGUUCUCUGGGUUGUGCUUUACUCCACGCAUCAAUAAAUAAUUUUGAAGGCCUCACAUCUGGCAGCCCCAGGCCUGGUCCUGGGUGCAUAGGUCUCUCGGACCCACUCUCUGCCUUCACAGUUGUUCAAAGCUGAGUGAGGGAAACAGGACUUACGAAAACGUGUCAGCGUUUUCUUUUUAAAAUUUAAUUGAUCAGGAUUGUACGUAUUCAAGGUGUAAAAUGUGAUAAUUUGUCGUACACGUACAUUGUGCAAUGACAGUCACAAUCAAUUCCUCAGCGCACCCAUCGCCACAGAUACGAUACAUUAGAUAUUCUGAACUUGCUCAUCUUAGGACUUCACAUUGGUGUCAGUGUUUUCUGACAAAUCACGUGUAUCAGGAAUGAAUGAGGGAGGUGUGGCUGGGUGAAGGCAGAGAGCCGACCCUACAGGUCCACAUCUGCACAUACAUGCACAGGAAUGCAUGCUCUCACACACAUGCAUACACACACGCACACACACAGACAUGCACAUACACUCACACGCCCCAGGAAAUCCAAGGAAUCACUGAGCCUGCUGUUGGUUGAGGCAUUUCUGAGUAUCCACCCUACCUGUAGGGUCAGAUGUACUGAUUGACACAGAAAAUUACCCUAUGUACCACUAGGAGGCGGCAGAAUCUCAUUUGGGUUAAUCUGUGUUUGUCUUUAAAAAACAAAAACAGGCCGGGCAUGGAGGCUCACGCCUGUAAUCCCAGCACUUUGGGAGGCUGAGGUGGGCGGAUCACGAGGUCAGGAGAUCGAGACCAUCCUGGCUAACACGGUGAAACCCCAUCUCUACUAAAAAUACAAAAAAAUUAGCCGGGUGUGGUGGUGGGUGCCUGUAGUCCCAGCUACUCGGGAGGCUGAGGGAGGAGAAUGGCGUGAACCCGGGAGGCGGAGUUUGCAGUGAGCCGAGGUGGUGCCACUGCACUCCAGCCUGGGCGACAGAGCGAGACUCCGUCAAAAAAGAAAAGAAAAGAAAAGAAAGAUUUUUAAGAAUUCAGCAAAAACUCAGCCAGCUCUUUCUAUGGGGCAGUUGCUAAUUUAGUUCUAGGCAAACGUGGACACAUUAAAUUCUCCUACAAACCCUCCACAGCGUGCUCUAUUAUUUUCCUCAUUUAUAAAAACAGAAACUAUGGACCGAGACAUGAAGUAACCUGUCCAAGGUCGGCCAAGUCUCAGAGACAGGGGCUUCAGACCCACCUGAGGCUCCUGACUCCACAUUAUGAACCCCGGGAUGGGCUGCAGCUCGGUCUGCUGGGAGGUUUCUGUGCUGGUUCAAAGAGGGUGGUACCUGACUGGCCUACCCAAUUUUAAUUUGUACUGAGCUUUAAUUUUCUAUUUGUGCUCAGGUUUAAUUUCCUCCUGGGAUCUGCUUCCCAGUGCUGUACUCUGUAUCUUUGCUUUCUUGUGUGAACAUUGUGACCGAUUUUCCCUGUUCUUCACGUGGGACACAUUCUCCCUGCUCUGUCUGUCUCUGUCCCUGUCUCUCUUUCUGUCUUUCUCUCUCACUGUGUGUCUCUCUGUCUCUCUCUCUCUUUUUUUUUUUUUUUGAGAUGGAGUUUCGCUCUUGUUGCCCAGGCUGGAGUGCAAUGGCACAAUCUUGGCUCACUGCAACCUCUGCCUCCCGGGUUCAAGCGAUUCUCCUGCCUCAGCCUCCUGAGCAGCUGGGAUUACAGGCAUGCACCACCACACACGGCUAAUUUUUUGUAUUUUUGUUAGAGACGGGGGGCUCUCCAUGUUGCUCAGGCUGGUCUUGAACUCCCGACCUCAGGUGAUCUGCCCACCUCAGCCUCCCAAAGUCCUGGGAUUACAGGCAUGAGCCACUGCGUCCAGCCGUCUUUGUCUCUUUUUCUACAUCUCUGUCUUUCUUCUCUGGUUGUUUUUCAACCAUCAGCUGGGUGUUUUCUCCCAUAACGUCUUGUUUGUUUGACUAUGAGGUUGACAGGUGGGUACAUGAACUCUAUAGCAGAAGGUGGACAGUCUGCACAUAGCAGAGGAUGGGUGAAUUUUUCUACCCCUUGCAGAGCACAGGAGAGCUGAGCAGAUGCCAGUGUCUGCUCCAGUGUAAGGAAGUCCAGGAAGUUCAGGUGGUGAGGUCACAGUGGAAAGCAGGACAGAUAGAGUUUAGGGGAAAUUAAGCAAAAAUACCACACUGUUAUUUCUUGACAUAUUAGUGGAAAGAGGAAGGGCCCAGAGAGAAGACAGAAAAUUAGAUGCAGGGGCUUGUUUUUUCUCUUGACUUGCCAACCCGCCCAACGCAGGGGCCAGAACUCAGGGUGGUGAGAUCUGGGAACAUUGCUGUGCGGAGAAGAUGUCCCUCCUGCUGCACGGGCCCCCAAGCACCACCUGGGGGAAGAGCCAUGUUUAAUUCACCUGGCAGUGCAGUGUGGCCAGGCAGAGAGGGAGGGCCUACCCUGUGCUUAUGAUCCCACCCCAGUUCCCCUGGGGUGUGCCCUGGCGGUGAACACCAGGAGGCUGCAGUGGGGCCCAACGUGAAAGGGAGGAGCAGCCUCACCGGGGCCAGAUGGGGCAGCAGCAGAUAUUCACAGAUGUCCCUGUGAGUAACCAGGGCAGAGGCCAGGGGUCUGGCCUUCCCUUUCUUGGAGCCCUGGGCCAGCUGGGCAAGGCGUUGAGAGAAAGAUUACCCGGUGACCUUUAUCAAAGCAGAGUAAGGAGGGCUUUAUUCAGAACCAUCACUGUAGGUACCAGGACCCCAGCGGUGGGAUUUUGUAGUAGGGGAAAGAAAAUGGGCUCGACGUUGAAUACAGCAUGAACAAGUGAGAAUGUUUGUUAUACAAACUAUAGGGUGGACUUUUUUUUUCUUUUUUUUAACUUUUUUUUACCUUUUAGUGUAAAACUGAACAUAGAAAAUAAAUUCAUGAAGAAGGGAUAUUUUCUGAGGGUGUCCAGGGCUGCCCAACACCUCGUCUACCUUCUCUGUCAUAGCCCCAUUUAAAACACUCUCUCUGGAUGAAUACACCAAACCUCACAGUCUUUGCUCUCUUGCUAGGAAGAGGAGCAAGAGCGUGUUUCACUCUUGGCUCCUGCUUACACACCUGCUGUCCAAUGGAAACUACUACUUAAGACAUUUAAAAAUAGUUGUGGUGAUAGCAUGUUGUGUUUUGGUUGGUGAUGCCAGUUAGUCUCUGAAAACUUUCUGUGAUGAGUGUAAAAUUCUACACCUUAAUCUCCUUUCUUGUAGGAUCUGGGAAGCAGUAUGCACUUGAUUGCACCAAAGAUUUUACGUUCAUAGAAAAUUUCUGGCAUCUGUGUGAAGAAAGUAAACUAUAUCUUCCAUUUAGACAAAUAAAAUAUCUUUUUGAUAAAA